Molecule: messenger RNA, 1554 nt
Organism: Phragmites australis (common reed)
Lineage: Eukaryota; Viridiplantae; Streptophyta; Magnoliopsida; Poales; Poaceae
Exons: 5
Coding region: 264-1310 (348 amino acids)
Biological process (GO): GPI anchor biosynthetic process
Cellular component (GO): endoplasmic reticulum membrane
Molecular function (GO): hydrolase activity, acting on ester bonds
Source: RefSeq, a predicted model, not a curated record
ACCGGCCCUGCCCCUGCCCCUGCCCCUGCCCCGCCCGCCUUGCCUGUUGUUAUCAUCAUCGUCUCAUCAUCCUCCCGUGUCGAUCUGCUCCCCCCCAAACACACGGACGCAAGAAUCAAUCAAUCACACACCACCCUUCCCUCGGUCUUGGAGAGAGAAAAGUCCCCCCCCCCCCCCCCACCCCUCUCUCUCUCUCUUCCCCACCAGCGCCGAUGGAUCUCCUCCUCCCGCACUAGGCCGCACGACCGGGGAGUGGGGACGGGAUGGAGCUCGGGCGGAGGCUGUGGCUGCUGCUGCUGCUGCUUCUCGGCCUCGCGGCCUUCGCCGUCGCCGUGGUGGAAGCCUCCGAGGGCGACGCUGAUCCGCUCUACAAAGCUUGUGUUGAAGAAUGUCAAAGGACGGGUUCCCUGAAGGAGACUUCUGUUAAACACUGUAUGGUGCCAACUAAUGGCCAGCCUGCUGAUAAAUCAUGGUACACACAUGAGCCUUUGUACUUGCAAUGGAAAGAGUGGAACUGCAAGAGUGAAUGCAGGUACCACUGUAUGAUGGAAAGGGAAAAUGAAAGGAAAGAGCUUAGCCUACAGCCGGUUAAGUAUCAUGGCAAAUGGCCUUUGCAGCGUGCUUCCGUGUUUCAGGAACCUUUAUCUGCUGCUCUCUCUGCUCUCACUCUUGUUGUGCAAUUUAAUGGGUGGCUAUCAUUUUUCCUGUUGCUUUAUUACAAGCUACCUCUAAGGCCAGUAACUCAUAAGACAUACUAUGAAUAUACUAGUUUGUGGCACAUUUAUGGGCUCCUAGCCAUGAAUUCGUGGUUCUGGAGGUUCAUAUAUCACAGUUGUGAUACCAUUUGGACAGAGAAGCUAUAUUUUUCAUCAGCUGCUGCCUUUCUGGGUUACUCUCUCAUUUUGGCGAUACUGCGGACUUUGAAUUUGAGGGAUGAAGCUUCUAGAGUUAUGGUUGCAGCUCCUAUUCUGGCUUUUGUGACAACACACGUUUUGUACCUCAACUUUUAUGAACUUGACAAAGGCCUCAACAUGAAGGUGUGUACUGCUAUUAGCAUAUCUCAGUUUCUCCUGUGGGCAUUGUGGGCUGUCAUGGCUAGGCAUCCGUCACGCAUGAAGAUCAUAUUUGUAGCUAUUGGGGGCAUCGUUUCAGUAUUUCUGGAAGCUUAUGACAUCCCUCCACAAUGGGGGUACGUGGAUGGCCGUGUAAUCUGCCUUGCUGUGGCUAUUCCCCUGUCGUACCUUUGGUGGAGCUUCGCCAAGGAAGAUGCUGAGGUGCGCACAUCAGCAAUCAUGAAGAAGACACGAUAACGCCUGGUAGGGCAAAUACCAUCUGCCGUUUGUGUGAUAAUCUAUGCCUUCACUGCCCCAGCCCUUGUAAAGAUGAAGGUUUUCAUGUAAUUUUAGGCAACUUAGUAUGUGAAUUAUCGCCCUUUUUUCCACAAUGUUUCUUGCCUUAGUUCAAAAGGCCAUAUGGUUUAAGUGGCCACUUAUAUUCUUUAAUUUUUGUAAGGCAACUGAACACUUGGUAGGUCGUGCUGUCAUUUCUUAUAGA